Messenger RNA from Eurytemora carolleeae, 1161 nucleotides. Its product is annotated as zinc finger protein 431. The transcript has 2 exons. The record is from RefSeq and is a predicted model, not a curated record. The coding region runs from base 41 to 1063 and encodes 340 amino acids. Gene Ontology annotation, biological process: regulation of gene expression. Gene Ontology annotation, cellular component: nucleus. NCBI's taxonomy places the organism in Eukaryota, Metazoa, Arthropoda, Copepoda, Calanoida, Temoridae.
AAUGGCAGAGCAUAUAAAAUAAGAAUUGAUUAUAGAAGAAAUGGAGAUAAAGAAAGAAGAAGCUUUUAUCAAGGAAGAAAUUUGUUCAUCUUCUAGUUUGGAUGUGCAGGAAGAAUAUGUUAAGAUGGAAAAUACAGAAAUCAAAGAUGAAAGCAUUAGUAAGGAAGAAGAUCCUCUAUUCACUGAACCUAAGAGGCUCAAGAAGAGUCAACAUGAUGGAAUAAGAUACCCAUGUGUUAAAUGUGAUUAUGUUGCAACUAGAGCUAGAAAUCUCAAGCUGCAUAUUGAAAAUAAACAUGAAGGAGUAAGUUACUGUUGUACUAAAUGUGAGUAUGUGGCAACCCAAGCUUCAAAUCUCAAAAGACAUGUAGAAUAUAAGCAUGAAGGAGUGCGAUAUCCCUGUAAUCAGUGUAAAUAUGCUGCCACUACAGCAGGUCAUCUAAAGACGCAUAUUGAAAAUAGACACGAAAGUGUGAGAUAUCCUUGUAUAAAGUGUGAUUACGCUGCUACGACAGCAAAUAAUCUGAAGACACAUAUUGAAUUUAAACAUGAAGGAUUAAGGUAUCCCUGUGAUCAAUGUGAAUACGCUGGUUCCACAGUAGGUAAUCUAAACAAACAUAUUGACAGUAAACACAAAGGAUUAAGAUAUCCCUGUAGCCAGUGUAAUUAUGCAGCCACUAGAACAAGAGAUCUGAAGAGGCAUAUUAUAAAUAAACAUGAAAGAGUGAGAUAUUCAUGUGAUCAGUGUGAAUACGCUGCUACUAAUUCAGAUUUGUUAAAGAAACAUAUUGAAAAUAGACAUGAAGGAAUGGGAUAUCCUUGUGACCAGUGUGAAUUUGCUGCCACUACAGUAGGUACUUUAAACAGACAUACUAAAUAUAAACAUGAAGGAGUAAGACACCCAUGUGAUCAAUGUGAAUACGCUGCUACAACAGCAGGGCAUCUAAAGAAACAUAUUGAAAACAUUCAUGAAGGAGUGAGAUAUCCCUGUGACCAGUGUAUGUACGCUGCUACUUCCAAAAGUAAUCUUAAAAGUCAUAAGAAUAGUAAACAUAAGUCUUGAGAGUUGUUUAAGGAUUUGCUCCGCACUGUUGACUUCCAAUUAUCAUAAUUCUCUGAUUGUUUUACCCAAGGUUCAAAUACAAUAAAUUCAUCUUUCUA